AUGUCGAACCAGCCGUUCUCCUUCCCUCCACCUCCGCCGCCGCCUCCCAAGCGAAGCACACAAGGUGCCUUUCAACAGAACAGCGGGCCUCACAAUAACAGAGGCUCAUUCAGAGGUGGCCAUUCUUCCAGAGCGAAUACCCGAGGCGGACGCGGAGGCUACGGGGGAGGACAGCAUGCAUCCUUUGCUCCCUCCGGUAACUAUCAGCGACCUCAACCCAGACCAUUCGAAAAUGGGCCACGCCGGGGCUCCUUCACAAACGCUCCGCAAAAAAGGAACCAUACCACUGCCUUUCCCUCGGCGAACCAGCCUCGACCUCGGCCGGUGGCUCCUCCUGCCGUUCCGAGUUUCAAUGCCUCAAUACAACACCUUCUACCGCGUAAAGAGCCCUCCGAGCCAAAAAGUCAAAGUAUCUCUAAACCUAGGAAACAAAACCUACUCGGUCUGACCCCGUCAUCCCAGGAUCAAACCUCUGACUCGGAAGAUGACGAGGGCGAGGAAGAGCGUCUUGCUGCCCAGAUAAAAUCUGACGGACAAGCCCUACAGUUCGAAUACAAGGGACAUACUGCUACCCUCCGCACUCCGGAGGAAAUUGCGGCUUGGAUUGCGGAGAGAAAGAAACGCUUUCCUACGCAAGCCAAGGCGGAGGCAGCAAAGAAAGAGGCCGCGGAGAAGAGGCGAAAAUGGGAAGAGGAAAAGCAGGCUAGACUGGAUGCGAAAAAGGAGGCUUGGACACGAAGGGAGCAAGAGCGCAAAGAGCAAGAGAGGGCAAGAGCACAACAGAGACAGGCCGAGCAGCUAGAGAAGGAGGGUCAAACAAAGCAGAAAGAAAAGGCUCUAGAUCCGACUGCUUUGGCCAAGUUGCAAGCCGAGAAGCUGCGAAAGAAAGCUCUCAGAGCGGAGCGCCAGUUAGCCAAAGCAGAGGAAGCAUUGCGGUUGGCCGAGGCAAAGGCGAGUUCUUCGUCUGCACAGUCUUCUGCAGACGUGGGAAAACUUUUGGGCACGGAAACUGAGGCUCUGGACACCCUCUCAGGCUCCGAUAUGAUCGAAUCUGACUUCACAUCGUCCUCCGGCUCGUCAGGCACAGACUCCGAUUCAGAAGACGGGUCUAUCUCCGAAGAAGCCUCCGACUCCGACCCCAGCUCCGCUCCAGAAGUUGUAAGCACCAAGAAAGCAGCUCUGGCGGCUGACCAGGCUGCUCUUCCGGCUUCCAAGAGACCCGCGCCUCCAUUGCGCCCCUGCAAAAACCUGAUCAAGUUUGGCCGGUGCAAAUACGGCUCGAACUGUCGCUUCUCACACGAAAAGACCAAGGGUAGCGUCGACACUGAAAAGACCCCCAGGAGCGGCAGGGCAGAAACCAAGGGCACCAAGAAGAAUGACUUGUCGGCAGGUAGCGGCAGGAGGAAAAGUCUCUGGCAGGUCCUGGUCGAGUCGCAACAAGAAGAGGAGAGAAAAAGGCUGCUGGAAGCCAUCAUUAUCCUUGGUGAGAAGGGUAUGCUUGAUGACCCUGCGGCGAGAUGA
Messenger RNA from Capronia epimyces CBS 606.96, 1521 nucleotides. RefSeq lists its product as uncharacterized. Gene Ontology annotation, molecular function: RNA binding; metal ion binding. The record is from RefSeq and is a predicted model, not a curated record. NCBI's taxonomy places the organism in Eukaryota, Fungi, Ascomycota, Eurotiomycetes, Chaetothyriales, Herpotrichiellaceae. The transcript has a single exon. Gene Ontology annotation, cellular component: nucleus. Gene Ontology annotation, biological process: box C/D snoRNP assembly. The coding region runs from base 1 to 1521 and encodes 506 amino acids.